AUGUGUGGCGGUGCUAUCAUCGCUGACUUCAUUCCUCGCCGUGGAGGUCGCCGCCUUACCGCCUCCGAGCUCUGGCCUAACUCUUUCGGGCAACAGACUGACUCCUCCGACUUCGGUUUUUCUGGUAUUGAUCAACAACCACCCAGUACUCUCAAAAGAUCAGAUCCUCCUAAAGUUAAUGAACGAGUUGAAAAGCCUGUGAAAAAACAGAGGAAAAACCUCUACAGAGGAAUCCGGCAGCGUCCAUGGGGAAAAUGGGCUGCGGAGAUUCGUGAUCCUAGAAAAGGCGUUCGUGUUUGGCUUGGCACAUUCAACACUGCUGAAGAAGCUGCUAGAGCUUACGACAAAGAAGCUCGAAAAAUCCGCGGCAAAAAAGCUAAGGUUAAUUUCCCCAACGAAGAUGAUGAGUAUUCUAUUCAAACUCGUCGUCACGGUAAUAAUCCUAAUCCUAAUCCACCACCUAUUCGACCACCGAACCCGAAUCAUUCUCUCUAUCAUCAUCAACAGCAAUAUCCAAAAAAUCUGAACCUGGAGUUUGGUUAUGAUCUGAACCGAACUGAACCGUUUAUAAUAUCCGGUUCUGGUGGUUCUGCUGGUGACGAGAAUUCUGUAUAUGGAUCCGGUUCAUGUUCUGAGGUUGGUUACUCUGUAUUAGAGUUCAAUGGUUCCAAUCAAAAUGAAAACGGUUAUUUCGGUGGUGUUGUGGUGAAUGAACAUGAGAAAGAGAAGGAGAAGGAGAAAGAGAAAGUGAAGGAAUCAAAAGAACAAGAACCACUUGUUGUUAGUGUUGAUCAAGCUGAAGCUGAAGCGGCAAAGAAUGAAGUUCAAGAAUUGUCUGAUGAGUUGAUGGCGUACGAGGACUACAUGAAGUUUUAUCAGAUUUACUAUGAUGGACAAUCGAUGCCACCGAAUAUUGUUCAGGAACAUGUUGUUGGGGAUUUAUGGAGCUUUGAUUGA
Messenger RNA from Lathyrus sativus (Indian pea), 957 nucleotides. The record is from the annotation of a GenBank genome assembly. Lineage: Eukaryota; Viridiplantae; Streptophyta; Magnoliopsida; Fabales; Fabaceae.